Durusdinium trenchii is the source of this 1529-nucleotide messenger RNA. NCBI's taxonomy places the organism in Eukaryota, Dinophyceae, Suessiales, Symbiodiniaceae. The record is from the annotation of a GenBank genome assembly.
GCGUCCCGCGGCGGGAUCUUCCCGGGCCGAGGAGGAGCACCUUGGUCCGAAAGCCAAGGCCGCCACGCAGAGGAGCAUAGCAGCCCAGGCGGUGGAUGCUUGCUUGGAGAAGUACGAGGAGCACUACCUUUGUAAGACAUGGGGCGAGGCGAAAUGGUCCAUCCCUAGGGAGCACAUUGAAGCCAGCGGCAGCAACGGCUCGGGACCCGCGCCGUCCGAGGUGGUCACCGAGAUCUCCCGGAUCCAACAGGUGCUCCACUUGGACUUCGUGAAGGCACCGGCAUCGCGCUGCGACCGGGCGCCCGCGCGCGCGGGGCCGAGCGUGGUGCUGCACGAAGAGCCUUGCCGCAAGAUGAUCAGCCGUGCUCGCCAGGCGCCAAAGGCCUCAGUGAGCGACCUGGGCACCGCGAGCGUUCCGGCCAGUCGCCGCUUCCGGGACUUCUUUGCACAGACAGAUCCAUUGCCACAGAAGGAGGCGCAUUGUCAAACCGAAACCUCGCUCUACUUAGAGAUGGACCGGCCAAGGAAACGGGAAUCCCGGCAUUCCAAUCAGCCCAUGUUGGAAGAAGCCAAGACGCAGAACUUCGGAGGAGGUGAGGAGCACUUCAAAGAGAAGGCCCGCGAAGCUGCGAUGAAGCCGCCCUACUCGGUGUUCGACGAGUACUACGAGACGGGUUGUGCCCAGGCCAUUGCACGCUCUGCAUGCUUCGAAUAUGUGACGCUACUCAUCGUCUUCCUGAACGCCUGUUGGAUGGCCAUCGAUAUGGACUUCAACAAAGCCGACAUCAUUACGGAUUCCCAUCCAGUCUUCCUCAUCGUGGAGAACGCCUUUUGCACCUAUUUCUUCUUAGAACUCCUGAUCCGCUUCUUCGCCUUCCAACAGAAAUGCCACUGUUUGCAAGACUUUUGGUUCGUCUUGGACUUGAUCCUGAUGUUUCUCUAUGUCCUGGACACCUGGUUGGUGAUGAUCCUCGUGCUUGCUGGAGGAAUCGAGAUCGGCUCGGGGGCGUCCAUGAUGACGAUCCUGCGGAUGCUACGCAUGGCGAAGCUCUGCCGCCUCACCAGGUUGGCCAGGCUUUUGCGAGCAGUGCCGGAGUUGGUGAUUAUCGUCAAGGGCAUUGGCUUCGCGUCGCGCUCGGUGGCCAUCUUCUUCGUCUUCUGGACGAUGAUCACCUACGCCUUUGCCAUUGCCAUCCGACAGCUCACGGAGAACACCGACGUCGGCGAUCUUUACUUCAAGUCGGUGCCAGAGGCAAUGAACACGCUGCUCCUCCAAGGCCUCUUCCCUGAGAGCAUCGACCUGUUGGCGGCCAUCUCCGGUGGUGAGACCUGGUACUUGUGGCCGUUGACCGUCUUCUUCUUGGCCGUGGUGUCCUUGACCGUGAUGUACAUGCUUGUCGGCGUGUUAGUGGAGGUGGUCCAGGUCGUGGCAUCCGUCGAGAAGGAAUCCUUGUCGGUCACCUUCAUGGCCACCGAGCUGAGGCGUAUCUUGAACAAGAUGGGCUGGGAGGAUGACCAACCGCUUCUCG